Molecule: messenger RNA, 966 nt
Organism: Dovyalis caffra
Lineage: Eukaryota; Viridiplantae; Streptophyta; Magnoliopsida; Malpighiales; Salicaceae
Source: the annotation of a GenBank genome assembly
AUGGAGCAAGAAAAUCUCCCAACCCAUGAAGCAGAACUCCACUUUUGGGGAAAUACCCCAGAAGAAGAGCACUACAAAAAACAAGGCAUUAACGCCUCAAAAUCAUUUUACAAAUCACCAAGAGGCCUCUCUCUAUUCAGAAGAUCAUGGCUGCCAAGCUCCACCAAUCCUCCACGCGGCGUCAUGUGUAUGGUUCAUGGGUACGGAAACGACAUUAGCUGGACUUUUCAGUCCACAGCUAUCUUCCUUGCCCAGAUGGGUUAUGUCUGCUUUGGACUUGACAUUGAAGGCCAUGGUAAGUCUCAAGGCCUUAGGGGUUAUGUACCCAAUGUUGAUCUUGUCGUUCAAGAUUGUCUUUCUUUCUUUGAUUCCAUCAAGAGUGAUCCACAGUUUCAUGGGUUGCCUUUUUUUUUAUAUGGUGAAUCAAUGGGGGCUGCUAUUUGUCUUUUGAUUCAUUUGGCAAACCCUAAAGGGUUUGAUGGUGCAGUUUUGGUUGCCCCCAUGUGCAAAAUUUCUGAUAAUGUGAAACCCCGUUGGCCGAUUCCUGAGGUUUUGACACUUCUGGCAAAAUUUUUGCCUACUUUACCUAUUGUUCCAACUGCUGAUAUUAUGCAUGAGUCAAUAAAAGUUGAGAGAAAAUUGCGAAUUGCAGAAAUGAAUCCGACGAGAUAUAGGGGAAAACCAAGAUUGGGAACUGUUGUGGAGCUUUUGAAGGUUACUGAUUAUUUGAGUCAAAAUUUGAGGAAAGUUACUAUUCCGUUUAUUUUGUUACAUGGGAGCAUGGAUGUUGUCACCGAUCCAAAUGUGAGCAGAAGUUUGUACGAGGAGGCUAAUAGCAAAGACAAGACGAUAAAGAUUUAUGAUGGAAUGGUGCAUUCUUUGCUGUUCGGUGAAACUGAUGAGAAUAUUGAAAUUGUUCGUCAUGAUAUUAUAUCUUGGUUGAAUGAUAGAUGCAAGAAAAACUAG